Aplysia californica (California sea hare) is the source of this 1809-nucleotide messenger RNA. Its product is annotated as lambda-crystallin homolog. The transcript has 9 exons. Gene Ontology annotation, biological process: fatty acid metabolic process. Bases 367 to 1332 code for a protein of 321 amino acids. The record is from RefSeq and is a predicted model, not a curated record. Lineage: Eukaryota; Metazoa; Mollusca; Gastropoda; Aplysiida; Aplysiidae. Gene Ontology annotation, molecular function: NAD+ binding; oxidoreductase activity, acting on the CH-OH group of donors, NAD or NADP as acceptor.
CGGUGCAAGAUAAACACAUUCAUUAAAAUUAGUAUUUGGUCAUCAAAACUUCUGGAUUUCUUCUCUCGAUGUAAACAAAUGGAUCGUGGACUUAAACGAACGGAACUACAAGACCACAAGAUCACCCUAGACUCAAGAUCAAGACACAUGCGCGACCCGAAGCUUAAAUUCUGUUAACUUCUAUUACCUAGAUUUUGUGUUGUUGCCUUCUGCUUUCCGAUAAAUCUGCUUCCAAGUUACAAGUGUCUGGUCCCUAAGUGACGCUGCCUGCUAUCCUAGCUGCAGCUGAGAGCUUUUUAUUGCAGUCUCAUAUUUAGCUUGGAAAGGUCUUGAAGUGGCUUCACAAUUUCCUUCAACUCGGGAGUGAUGGCGUCAGCAGCAGAGAAAGAAAAGAUAGCAAUUGUCGGCAGCGGACUUAUUGGUCAGUCUUGGUCAAUGAUAUUUGCCGGGAGUGGACACAAAGUGGCCAUCUUUGACAUAUAUCCUGAGCAGGUGUCCAAAGCCCUGGACAACAUCCGCAGUACGCUGACCGGCUACGAGGCCCAGGGCUGUCUGCGGGGCGAGCUCAGCGCCACUCAACAGGCCGAGCUCAUCUCUGGCUCCAGCAGUCUCGAGGACUGUUUGCGAGGAGCUCAGUACGUACAGGAGUGUGUGCCGGAGUCUGUGGAUCUGAAGCGCGGAGUGUUUGAGCAGAUGGACGAGUUUAUCACGGAAGACAUGGUGGUGGCCACGUCUAGCAGCUGUCUGGCCGUGUCGCAGUUUGCCAGCGGACUCAGGAACAAACAGCGCACGCUUGUGGCGCACCCGGUGAACCCCCCAUACUUCAUCCCCCUGGUCGAGAUCGUCCCGGGCCCGUGGACUUUGCCAGAGGUCACCGCCAAAACCAGGUCGCUCCUUGAGAGCGUGGGUCAGUCUCCGGUCACCCUCAGCAAGGAAGUCGCUGGCUUUGCCCUCAAUAGAAUCCAGUACUCCAUCAUCAACGAGUGUUGGAGCAUGUUCAAGGAGGGUCUACUCAGUGCCGCAGACAUCGACAAAGUGAUGGUGAACGGCCUGGGUCCUCGCUACGCCUUCAUCGGACCUCUGGAGACCAUGCACCUCAAUGCUGACGGCAUAGUGGACUAUUGUAAGCGCUACGGCCAGGGAGCGUACAACGUGUGUGCCACGCUCACCCCUCCCCCCGUCCUGUAUGACGUGCCCACAGCCCAGCGAGUCCUCCAAGAACUGGAGCAGGUUAUUCCCCUUGACCAAGUCGCCGAAAGACGGAGAUGGCGAGACCACCGUUUAGCGUCGUUGGCGUCCUUGAAGAAUAAGUUGAAAGAAAAGACGGACUAACUUUCCAGGGGCCACUGACAAAUAGCCUAUGAUGAGGAUGGGAAAUGGUAGCAUUUCUUUCACCAGGUUAUUUUGCCAAAUGCUUGAGAACAGAGACGAACCAAGCAGUUGCAGACCAUAAAUCUACACGUUUUCGAAGAGUAAAAGAAUGUAAUUAUAGGAAGGAGAGCUCAUUUUGUGAAGGAGUUGUGCAUUUACAGAUUGAAAAAUUGUGAACACGUAUUUUUUCGUUAUGUUGAAUCAGUCUUACCUAAGGCGAGAUAGUGUCAUAAUUUAUUUCAUGCCAGAUGUAUGUUUACCUACGUAAUUGUGAACACAUUUCAUUAUGUUGAAUCAUUAUGACCUCACGCGAGAUUAUGUAACAAUUUGUUGCAUGCCAGAUGUGUGUUUACUUGUGUAAUUGUGAACACAUUUCGUAAUGUUGAAUAUAAUGUCUUACCUCGGGCGAGAUGGUGUAAUAAAAAUGUUAUCAAGUCA